This is a messenger RNA of Equus caballus (horse), 1294 nucleotides long. It is a transcript of the gene SCO2, whose product is annotated as synthesis of cytochrome C oxidase 2. The record is from RefSeq and is a predicted model, not a curated record. Gene Ontology annotation, biological process: intracellular copper ion homeostasis; mitochondrial respiratory chain complex IV assembly. Gene Ontology annotation, cellular component: mitochondrial inner membrane. Gene Ontology annotation, molecular function: copper chaperone activity; copper ion binding. NCBI's taxonomy places the organism in Eukaryota, Metazoa, Chordata, Mammalia, Perissodactyla, Equidae.
CGCCGUUGACGCAUGCGCGCUGGUGCGGAGCGCGCGGCGGAGGGGCCCUGGCGCGGGGAGUGGGCAGUGUACUCUGACUCGCGGCGCCAGCGCCUGGCGGGGAGCCUAGGGACACCCCGGGUGGAGGGCGCGGAGGGCGCCUGGGCUGUGCUCGGCGCGUGGCCCACGCCAGUGUCCAGCUUUCUGACUUUACAGCCGGGCAGACGGCGGCGCGUUCCGGGAGGGCGCCCUGGAGGGGGUGCUUCGGGAGGAGGGGCCAGGAAGCGCCCACAGGCUGCCUUGCUUGCCGGGCACGUCUCGUGCACCGCUUGGAGCCCGUUGAGUAAAGGAGAGGCUGGUAGAGAGGCUAAGGGCCGUGCGCACGGUCAGCCAGCCCGGAGCGCCUGGGAACCCAGGGGCCGUCCGGCCCGCAGGAGUCCUCGGGAGGGUCCUCAGCAGCAGCUGACCAGGAAAUAUCAGAUCCAUGCUGCUGCUGGCCCUGGCACCCAGGGCUUGGCUCAGGCUCCCUCAGCUGAAGCGCCUGGUCUGCCCUAGGACCCUGGGAGGUGAUUCCCUACGCAUGAGGUGCCAGCUCUUGUCAAGGCAGGGUCCUGCAGAGACAGGCAAACAGGGCCAGCCCCAGGGCCCUGGGCUUCGAACUAGGUUGCUGAUCACAGCCUUGUUUGGGGCUGGGCUGGGUGGGGCCUGGCUGGCUGCAAGGGCUAAGAAGGAGCAGUGGCGGCAGCAACGGCGGACAGAAGCCCUGCGUCAGGCAGCCGUGGGCCAGGGCGACUUCAGUCUGCUGGACCACCGGGGCCAGGCUCGCUGCAAAGCUGACUUCCGGGGCCAGUGGGUACUGAUGUACUUUGGCUUUACUCACUGCCCUGACAUCUGCCCAGAUGAGCUGGAGAAGUUGGUGCAGGUGGUACAGCAGCUGGAAGCUGAGCCUGGCCUGCCCCUGGUGCAGCCCAUCUUCAUUACUGUGGACCCUGAGCGGGACAGCGUCGAGGCCAUGGCCCGCUAUGUGCAGGACUUCCACCCGAGGCUGCUGGGCCUGACUGGCUCUGCCGAGCAGAUUGCUCAGGCUAGCCACAACUACCGUGUAUACUACAGUGCUGGCCCCAAAGACGAGGACCAGGAUUACAUUGUGGAUCACUCCAUUGCUAUCUACCUGCUUAACCCUGAUGGCCUCUUCACAGACUACUAUGGCCGGGCCAGGUCAGCUGAGCAGAUUGCAGACAGCGUGCGGCACCACAUGGCUACCUUCCGCAGUGUCCUGCCCUGAGCUAAAUCAUUAAAGGGGGUGCGACAGAGA